This is a messenger RNA of Scleropages formosus (Asian bonytongue), 2905 nucleotides long. RefSeq names its product transmembrane protein 237A-like. The record is from RefSeq and is a predicted model, not a curated record. Gene Ontology annotation, cellular component: ciliary transition zone. Lineage: Eukaryota; Metazoa; Chordata; Actinopteri; Osteoglossiformes; Osteoglossidae. The coding region runs from base 1120 to 2442 and encodes 440 amino acids. Gene Ontology annotation, biological process: cilium assembly. The transcript is spliced from 12 exons.
AAGCGAUCAAUAUCUGUGCUGUGAUAAUCCCACUCCUUGGUAGAUGUUAAUUCCUUGCAGAUUUAGCUCAGGAUUAACUGGCGCCUCAGCCCUCCCCUUAUUGGGACGGUCAUAUCUGUGGCCAUCCCAAACACUGGAGGAGUGGGAAGAAGACAGGUGGUGAGUUGUAUGCCUUAUCUGUGGCUCUUGCAUCACUUAGAGCUGUACUGUUUGGAGUCCUGAAGAUUCGGUCGAGCAGACUUUGACAUCUGAUAGGUUCGUGAGGUGGAUUCAGACUGAUUGUGGUGAGGUUUUAGUUAAUGGUGAUCUACUAAUCUGACAUUAUUUUUACUUGUUUUGAAAGUUAAUUAUCCUUAUAUUAUCCAUAUAAUACCUUAUUUGUGUUAGAUCCAUAAUGCCUUACGAAUAAAAAUUUAUUACUAGCCAGAAUUUUCAAAGAUGACACUUUCUCUUGGUGUUUGGUUCCUCUUAUAGAAUCUGUUGAUAGAAGAAUGUGUGUAAGCAAUCACUGUGAAAAGUAUUUUACUGUACAGCUUGUUUUAUAUAAACAGUUCUGAUUCUGAGUUUAUAAAUAGAAUAAUUUACUCUGUCUUUAAUAGCCACCUGCUGAACAUUCUUGGAGUUUUUAUACCGCUAAGAUCACUUUUGUGUGAGUGAGUGUUGUGCGUUAGAAAUGAUAUACAAGACGUGGUUGAUUAGGUUACUUGGUAUGCUGUUGUGUCUUCCUGGUGAUCUGUAAUGUGUGUGUGUGUGUGUGUGUGUGUGUGUGUGUGUGUGUGUGUGUGUGUGUGUGUGUGAAAGAGAGAGAGAACAACAACUGCAGUGUAGUUGGGAUUCCUCGUGUGUUCCCUUCCAGUCUGCUCUCCUGGAAAUGUUUGGUACAGUUUUUGUCCACCUGAGUGCUUUCACUGGUGACUAGUGCUGUGGCCUUCUGUUUGGUCUCUCUGAUGGUUUGUAACACACUUGCUUGGCCUACACAGACCCUCCUGCAGGGUUUUGGCUCUCUUCCCAACUCACUUCCAGGUUGCUUUUAAAUGUGAGCCAGACUGCAUGUAUGUACACUAUUCAGAUAGGUCUGUGAGGAGUUGUACAUGUCAGCUGUGACCUGGGCACAAGCUCAUGAAGAGACACUGGCUUCUUUCAUCAGCCGCUUCUACUUGUAUUUGUGCUCAGCUCACACAAUAUGUCUCUUGUUGUUUAUGUUGCGGUACUACUUUCACUCUGAACUCAAUUGAUCAGUCAUUGUUUUCAUGCUCAUCUCUAUUUUUGACUUUUGUCUUUCAGUGCGCACCACGUGCACUACCCCCCAUGCCAAGUGAAGACACAGGAGAAGAAAUGCCGAUCACCAAAGCCAGGAGGAAGAAGUCAAAAAAGGAGGCAAAUGAAGUUGAAGAUUCAGAGGAAGCGGGGAUGGAACUGGAGGGGAUGACCAACCGCAAGGACUCAGACGCUCGAGAGCCCAUGACCCCAGAACCCCAGGAAAUGGCACCACAAAGAAGGAAGAAGAAGAAGAAGACACAAACAUCAGAUGAAGACAAAACCGAUCUGGCGAAUGGGGAUGGUGUGGACAACCAUACAGAUGGAGAGGAAGUAACUCGCAAACCCAGGAAGAAGAAGAAGUCCAAAAUCACAGAGAUGCAGUACACAAAUGAGCUGGAAGUGGAGGACGAUGACAUUGUCACAGAUAUGCAGGCACCCCUCCCCCAGGCAUCUCUGUUCUCUGCCCCACGGGGCCACAGCCAACCAGUUGGCAAAGUGUUUGUGGAGAGGAGCCGGCGGUUCCAUGCAGCAGACCGUUUCGACUUGGCCACAUCCAGCGGCCAAGUGGAGGACUACAUGGAGGUGAGGCCUGUGUGGACCACCCGGGACGUAGCCAUGAAGGUGCACAGUGGAUUCAGGAUGAUCGGACUCUACUCUCAUGGGUUCUUGGCGGGAUAUGCCAUCUGGAACAUCGUGGUGGUGUAUGUGCUGGCUGGUGAGCAACUCUCCACCCUGCCCAACCUGCUGCAGCAGUACCACACGCUGGCCUACCCAUCCCAGUCACUGCUCUACCUGCUGCUGGCCAUCAGCAUCAUCUCUGCCUUUGACAGGGUGAAUCUGGCCAAGGCAUCUGUGGCCCUGAGAGGGUUCCUCACGCUGGAUCCUGCAGCACUUGCCUCCUUUUUGUACUUUGCUGCUCUGAUCCUUUCACUCAGCCAGCAGAUGGCCAGUGACCGCAUCAACCUGUACCCCACAGCUAACGAGACCUUGUGGCCCCCUGGCUCUGAGCACCAGAUCCUGCAGCCCUGGAUUGUAGUGAACCUGGUGGUGGCACUGCUCGUUGGGUUGGCCUGGAUAUUUGUUUCCACGCGUCAUGACAUUGACUUCACUGAGGAGUUCCUCAUGGCCAUGGAUGUUUACGCGUACCCGCGACAAGAAGAGAAGCCAGAAACCACAACUUGAAGGAGAUUCCUGUCCUUCAGGGUCACAUUCAUUAGUUUCCUGACUGACAGUUGAACUGACAGUGUUUUUUAUUGUUUGUAACAAAUCUAUUUUUGUAACUGUGUUACAUGUACAUAGGCAUUUUAUUGCAUGAUGUGCAAUUCUUUUUUAAAUACAGUAUCAUCCUUUUUUAAUUCCACAAAUGUUUCUUGCACAUAUUGGGGUGCUUUACUGAACAUGGAUUCUUGGUACAUAAUGUAUUUUUUAAAAAUCUUACAACCAAAUUUGAUGAAAAUUUAACUCCUAGUAACUGUAUAAACUCUGCGAAGCAGCGUCUGUUUUUCAGUGCAAUCUGGGAGUAACUGAGAACAGUGCUUGUCUAAUACGAAAUUCACUUUGUAUAAGAUUUCAGUAUAUGCACCCAUAUUAAAACACACACACACACACACACACGCACAGUCUGAAACCACUUGUCCCAAGCGGG